AUGGGCAAUGUUUCUCCCUCGGCGCAGAAACGCAACAGUGUCGAGGCCAACCCAUUUGAGCACCUGACAGACCAUGAAGCUUCCGCUUUACGCAGACAGAUCGAAACCCCCAUCACUACCCAAGUAACUUGGAGGACCCUUUUUCUCUAUGCAUCACUACAGGACCUGAUAAUCAUUAUCGUGAGCUCGAUCGCUGCGAUCGCCGCAGGCGCUGCAGUACCUUUGAACACGGUCAUUCUAGGAUCGCUAGCUGGAGCGUUCCAGAACUUCGUGAAUGGCCUUUCCAGAGCAGAAUUCGACAGUUUGGUCGCGGAAAGGGCUCUUUUCUUCGUGUACCUGGCAGUCGGCGAGUUUGUUGCAAUCUAUGUAGCUACCGUUGGCUUUCGGACCACAGGCGAAAGCCUCACCCGCAAAAUCAGGGAGAAGUAUCUCCAGGCUUUGUUGGCGCAGAAUGCAGCGUAUUUCGACCUACUUGGCCCGGGCGAAAUAAUCACGCGGGUUGGAAAUACAGCCGUGAUUCAAGAGGGUAUCUCCGAGAAGCUUGAACUCGUGCUGUCUUCUCUUUCUACCCUGUUUGCGGCGUACAUCAUUGGCUUGAUCAAGUUCUGGAAGUUGACCCUGAUCCUUUCGUCACUUACUCCCGUACUUUUUGCCCUUGGAUAUGUGUUGGGAAGAUACAUUGUCAAGUACAGUAAACUUUCAUUGGCUGCGUACUCUCAAGGCGGGGUGCUCGUGGAGGAGGCUUUCAGUUCAAUAAGAACGGUCACAGCCUGCGAUACCCAAGAGAAACUUUCCAAGGAAUACGACAAGUAUCUGACUCGCGCGGAGUCGUUUGGAUUUCGCAUGAAGUGUCUUGCAGGCUCUGGACCUGGCUUGACCAUUUGCAUUUUCAAUCUCGGAUAUGCCCUGGCUUCAUGGAUGGGCAGUAGAUACAUUGUGGCGGGCGAGACCAAUUUGGCAGCUGUUCUUACUAUUCUGCUUGUAAUGAUGCUGGGAGCUUUUGCUUUGGUGAAGGCUACUCAGCAUAUUCAGGCCUUUACCAACGCCAUAGCUGCUGCUACCCCUAUCUUUGCAACGAUUGACAGGGUCUCAUCUUUGGACCAGCUUCCCAACCAAGGAGUCAUCCCAGAGACAUUGGAAGGCCAUGUUGAGCUUCGGAACGUGAAACACAUAUACCCAUCUCGACCURAUGUUGUUGUGCUGGAAAACUUGAGUCUCGUUAUUCCGGCUGGAACCACGUUAGCAAUAACGGGAGCAUCGGGCUGCGGGAAGAGUAGUAUCAUAGCCCUCCUCGAGCGCUUCUACAGUCCUGUAGCUGGUCAGGUCUCGAUUGACGGAUACCAAAUAGAGGAUCUGRACCUACACUGGCUACGGCAGCAGAUCGGUUUGGUUCAACAAGAUCCGGUGCUAUUCUCGGACACGAUAGAGAAGAACAUCCUGUACGGUCUGAGAGGGAAGAGGCGUCAGAAGGCGACAGAUGAUCAAAGUCGGAGGUCCAUCGUCGAGCAAGCAGCUAGACUGGCAAAUGCUCACGACUUCAUCACAAGGCUGCCUCAAGGUUAUGAUACGUUUGUUGGAGAACGUGGAUCGUUCCUCAGCGGAGGCCAAAGACAACGCAUCGCAAUCGCAAGGGCGCUAGUCGGGGAYCCAAGAAUUCUGAUCUGUGACGAAGCAACAUCGGCACUGGACAGUCAGAGCGAAAGAGUGGUACAAGCUGCUUUGGACAGGGCAUCACAAGGUAGAACCACGAUCAUCAUCUCUCACCGCAUGAGCACUAUCCGGAAUGCCGACAACAUCGCCGUCAUGGGUCCAGGAGGUGCAAUUCUAGAGCACGGCACCUUUGAUGCACUUCUGGCUGCGAGAUCCUCAUUCUUUGAUCUGGUCGAAGCCCAGGAUAUGUCGCCGAGUACCCCUGAUUCGGAUGAUUGCAUUGCACACGAUGAGAAGGCGGACAYGCUCGUCUCGGAAAAGACGUUCGGAUCCCCUGAUUCCGUGGCACUUGACACAGGCGAGCAUGCCAUAGUUGAUGGGAAACCUGCCCUGGAUAACUCCGAUCAGCGACAGUCGCCCAUAUACUCAUGGUGGACAUUGUGCAAAUUCACCGCUGGUCUCAAUCGUCAAGAGUGGAGAGUCAUGCUUCUCGGUGUUGCGACCUCCAUCAUCGCCGGAGCCGGCGAGCCUGUGCAGUGUCUGAUCCUUGCAAAUUCCAUCUCAACGCUGUCUCUGCCUUCCUCCCAAUACCUGCGACUGCGGCACGAUGCCAACUUCUGGAGCAGUAUGUUCGUGAUGAUUGCAUUUGUGAUGCUGGCUUGCUAUCUUAUACUCGGGGUAUGUUUCGCCUAUGGGAGCGAGCGGCUUGUCCAUCACAGUCGAGAUUUGGCGUUCAGAUCGAUGCUUCGCCAGGAUAUUCAAUUCUUCGAUGCCAGGGAGAACACGGUCGGUUCGUUGGCAUSUUUUCUCAAUACAGAGACUACGCGCCUCGCUGGUAUGUCUGGCAUCGCUCUCGGGAAUAUUGUCCAACUAUGCGCGACAUUGAUCAUCGGGUACAUUGUCGCUCUAGCCGUGGGAUGGAAACUUGCACUUGUGUGCAUCGCCACAGUCCCAGUCCUCCUACUCGCCGGUUUUUUAAAUAUCUGGUCCCUUGGGCGGUUCGAGGCAUUCCAGAAGGACUCCUAUCGGGAGAGCGCGUCAUAUGCGUGUGAGGUCACCUCUUCCACCAGGACCAUAGCAGCUUUCACACUAGAGGACCAGGUCUGCCAGCACUAUCACGACCUGCUGGUCGCACAGGAGAGGAGAAGUUUACGUUUCAAUCUCAAAUCCAGCGUCCUCUUUGCUGCCAGCCAAUCUCUCGGCUUCCUUUGUAUGGCGCUCUGUUUCUGGUACGGGAGCAGCCUACUCGGCGACUACAGUAUCACUCAGUUCUAUCUGGUCUUCUUCCUUGUCAUAUUUGGCACUCGCUCGGCGGCCAACAUGUUCUCCCUGGCUCCUGACAUUGCUAAAGCGAAGCUCGCGGCUGCUGACUUGAAACAUCUCUUUGAGAGAGUACCCGCUAUCGAUAUCUCCAGUUCUGCGGGUCAUAGUUUGGAGGACAUUCGAGGCUCUGUGGAGUUUCGCAAUGUGGACUUCGGCUACCAAGACGGACAAGCAGUUCUGAACGGCAUGAGCUUCACAGUACAGCCCGGGCAGUACGUUGCCUUGGUAGGCGCUUCCGGCUGUGGGAAGUCGACGACCGUCUCACUUCUAGAGCGAUUCUAUGAUCCCAAAAGUGGAGGCGUGUAUGUCGAUGGGCAUGACAUCUCAAGUCUGAACCUCAAGGACUACCGCAGCCAUUUGGCGAUGGUAUCCCAGGAGCCAACGUUGUAUCAAGGCUCGAUCCGCGACAAUAUUACAUUCGCUGCAGACAAGGAGGACAUCUCUGAGGCACAGCUUAUCAAGGUGUGUAAGGAAGCCAAUAUCCAUGACUUCAUCGUGUCUCUACCAGCUGGAUUCGAUACAGUGGUCGGGAGUAAAGGCACCAUGCUUUCUGGAGGCCAGAAGCAACGUAUCGCUAUCGCCCGGGCUUUGAUACGAGACCCCAAGAUUUUGCUUCUGGACGAGGCGACCUCGGCGUUGGAUAGUGACUCGGAGAGGGUCGUCCAAGCAGCCCUCGAUGCUGCUGCCAAGGGGAGGACCACGAUUGCUGUGGCUCAUCGUCUCUCCACUGUUCGUAAAGCUGAUGCGAUCUUGGUCGUGGAAGGCGGUCGGGUCGUGGAAAAUGGGUCGCAUUCGACACUGAUGGCACAACGAGGGAGAUAUUAUCAAAUGGUGCAGUUGCAGAGUGGAGAGAAACAAACCAAGGAGCAAUAG
Messenger RNA from Ramularia collo-cygni, 3846 nucleotides. Its product is annotated as related to multidrug/pheromone exporter, ABC superfamily. Gene Ontology annotation, cellular component: membrane. Bases 1 to 3846 code for a protein of 1281 amino acids. Gene Ontology annotation, biological process: transmembrane transport. Gene Ontology annotation, molecular function: ATP hydrolysis activity; ATP binding; ABC-type transporter activity. The transcript has 5 exons. NCBI's taxonomy places the organism in Eukaryota, Fungi, Ascomycota, Dothideomycetes, Mycosphaerellales, Mycosphaerellaceae. The record is from RefSeq and is a predicted model, not a curated record.